CACGCGUCCACGUACUCAUCUCCCACCCACCAUCCUUUUCCCAUCUUCUCUCUUUCUCCACACAUCACCCAUCUCUAACUUAGCUUAUCCCAUGGAGAUUUUAAAUCUCUACUAAUUUCGGUGGACUUGAACGACGGAAUUGAAGAAAAAAUUAGUUACCAUCUCGAUCUGACCAAGUAUUUUAGUAAAAGCAAGUUGUAGAGCUAAAGACGACGAAUGAGAAAGCUAAAGUGGAGAUUGGCGGCGAUGGAAGACCAUGUGGAUCCAGCCAGAUCCGAGGGCAGCAGUGGCGCAACAGAACACAACAUAGACAUAUGAAAACCACCUGAGAGAGGUGGAGGGAUGUCGGCGACGGUAGAGGCGGGCGGCACCGUGACAGUGGAAGCAGGCGGCGUCGCGACGGUGGAGGCAUGCGGCGUCGCGACGGUGGAGGCGGCGGCGUCGGGGACGGUGGAGGCGGGCGGCGUCGGGGACGGUGGAGGCGGGCGGCGUCGGGGACAGUGGAGACGGGCGGCAUCGGGGACGGUGGAGGCGGGCGCCGUCGGGGACGGUGGAGGCGGGCGGCGUCGGGGACGGUGGAGGCGGGCGGCGUCGGGGACGGUGGAGGCGGGCGGCGUCGGGGACGGUGGAGGCGGGCGGCGUCGGGGACGGUGGAGGUGCGCGGCAUCGGGGACGGUGGAGGUGGGCAGCAUCGGUGUCAGAGUGUAGACGGUGGCAUGUUGGCACCAGAUCUCUGCUACAAUAUUUUUUUUUUACUGUAUUUGAUAUUAAUUUGAUACGGAGUAUUAAUUGUUACUCUAAUAAAAAGCAGGCAAGGGCAUUUUGUGAACUUAGGUCUGUUUUACUCCUACGAUUGGGUACGAAUUAUUAUGGUCUUAUUUAUGAACUUUUGUCCAAUUUUAGUCCUACACGGGUAAUUCUCUCUAUUAUAAUUCGAUUAAGAAGAAUUAAAAUGAUGUAACUUACAAUGUUUAUCGAUCUU
This is a messenger RNA of Cuscuta epithymum, 982 nucleotides long. The record is from the annotation of a GenBank genome assembly. Lineage: Eukaryota; Viridiplantae; Streptophyta; Magnoliopsida; Solanales; Convolvulaceae.